This is a messenger RNA of Budorcas taxicolor (takin), 831 nucleotides long. RefSeq names its product transmembrane protein 45B (gene TMEM45B). Lineage: Eukaryota; Metazoa; Chordata; Mammalia; Artiodactyla; Bovidae. The record is from RefSeq and is a predicted model, not a curated record. The transcript is spliced from 5 exons. Bases 1 to 831 code for a protein of 276 amino acids.
AUGGCGAACUUCAAGGGCCAUGCGCUCCCCGGGAGCUUCUUCUUGAUAGUUGGACUGUGGUGGUCAGUGAAACACCCACUGAAGUACUUUUAUCGAAAGGAGAAGAGCAGCCAACUGAUCCAUCACUACCAGCGUCUCGAGAUCAUUGAAGCUGCAAUCAGAACUUUAUUUUCAGUCAUCGGGAUCCUGGCAGAGCAGUUUGUUCCUGACGGGCCCCACCUCCACCUGUACCACGAGGACCACUGGGUAAAACUCAUGAACUGGCAGCACAGCACCAUGUACCUGUUCUUCGCAGUCUCGGGCGUCGUGGACAUGCUGACCUACCUUAUCAGCCACGUCCCCCUGGGGCUGGACAGACUGGUUAUGGCUCUGGCUGCCUUCAAUGAAGGCUUCCUCUUCUAUUACCACGUGCACAACCGGCCGCCGCUGGACCAGCACAUCCACUCCCUGCUGCUGUACGCUGUAUUCGGAGGCGCCCUCAGCCUCUCCGUGGAAGUAGUCCUUCGGGACAACAUCGUGCUGGAACUCUUCCGCACCAGCCUCCUCCUCCUGCAGGCCACCUGGUUCUGGCAGAUUGGGUUCGUGCUGUUCCCGCCUUUUGGAGGCCCUGAAUGGGACCAGAACAGCCACGACAACAUCAUGUUCGUCACCAUGUGCUUCUCCUGGCACUUCCUGGCCGCGCUCUGCAUCGUGGCCGCCAGCUACUCACUGGUUUACUGCUUCUUGACGCGGGUGAAGAGGCCGGAAGACAGAGAAGUCAUUGGGAUUCAGAAGCUGAGGUCGGAUCACACAUACCGGAAGGCCCUCCUGAGUGGCUCAGACGAGGAGUAG